Colletotrichum chrysophilum is the source of this 1050-nucleotide messenger RNA. RefSeq lists its product as uncharacterized. Gene Ontology annotation, cellular component: plasma membrane. The record is from RefSeq and is a predicted model, not a curated record. Gene Ontology annotation, molecular function: ammonium channel activity. Gene Ontology annotation, biological process: ammonium transmembrane transport. Lineage: Eukaryota; Fungi; Ascomycota; Sordariomycetes; Glomerellales; Glomerellaceae. Bases 1 to 1050 code for a protein of 349 amino acids. The transcript is spliced from 4 exons.
AUGGCGGAGAUCAUCCCGGUGACAGAAUUCCCCGAUUACGCCGUCGACCCGACCGGCGGCGACCCCCUUACCCAUGAUCUCAACGCUCCAUACGACAAGGGCGAUCUUUGCUGGGUUCUGGUCUGCACAAUCUUCUGCUGGCAGAUCACGCCAGCCAUUGGAUUCCUUUUGGCACACUGGGAAUGGAAUCCCAGUGGCUGGCUCUACAACCUUGGCCUCUACGACUUCGCCGGCUCUGGCCCCGUGCACAUUGCCAGCGGCUUCGGAUCCCUUGCAUGGUCUAUGAUGCUUGGCCCAAGACUUAGUGACGACGCAGUGACGAAGAAGAAAUACGCGCCGCACUUCAAACCGCAUAACCCGUUGUUGAUGGUUCUUGGCACGGUUCUCAUCUGGUUCGGGUGGUUUGCGUUCAACGGCGCCAGCACGGCCAAUCUCAGUCUCCGAUCCAUCUACGUCGUUGUCAACACGAAUUUCGCUGCUUGCGGUGGUGGAAUCACCUGGGUGUUGCUCGACUACUUCUAUAUCAAGAAGUUCAGUCUUGUUGGAUUCUGUUCCGGCAUUAUUGCUGGCCUGGUUGGAAUUACACCGGCUGCAGGAUUCGCGAUUUGCUCGUACUACACCGUCAAAUACCAGUAUCUCUUCCGUGUUGACGACGGACUCGACAUUUUCGCAAUUCAUGGCGUCGGCGGUUACGUUGGCGACAUCCUCACCGGUCUUUUUGCCCACAAGAUGGUCCCCGCACUUGAUGGUGUGAGCAACACCUACGACGGCGGCUGGUGGAAUGGCAACUUUCGUCAACUGGGUCUUCAGCUGGCGGGUGGAACAACUUGCGCUGCGUGGUCUUUCUUCGUAUCCUGUAUCUUGCUGUUCGUCAUCAACAGGAUUCCCGGAUGCCAUCUCCGCGCCACCGAGGAAGACGAGAUUCGCGGUCUUGAUUAUGCAUAUAUUGAGGAUGCCAUCUCGGACUACGACCACGGCGAUCUGUUCAUUCAUAACGGACAGGUGGUUGACUCGCCUCCGAGAGAGACGAGCGUGUCAAAGAGCGCAUAG